AUGGGGACUGUUAGCAGUGGCUUGACUGAUGGAUUCUCACGGGCAACGUGCUGCGUGCAGCGGAGGGCUGCAGCCCGCUGCUUGAACCCGCACUUGAAUCUGCAGCUCUUGAAAUGGGAGCAUGACGGUGCCAAGAUUGAGGAGGUGUGGUUGAUUCGAGACAGCUCCCCGUCAGCAGACCUUGUGCCGCAGCUUUCAUCGGAGCCCUCAGAUGCGCGCCUAGCAAUUGUUUACAAUAUCUCGGUUGGCUCCUCUGGUCUGAAACCUUUGCGACUGGACUGGCGCCCUGAGGGCUUGGGCUUUAUGCAAGGUGGCCUGUCCAAAGAGUGCAUAUGUGUCAAAGUGCCCUCCAGCCCCUUGCCGCUGGAAAUGCUGAUUAUGCACCUUCAAGGUGUCGAGAAGAAAGAGUACGAUCCACAACACUUCAACUCGCAAGAUUUCUGCAAACAUUUGUAUGGAUUGGUGCAAGGAAAUGAGGAGCGCAGCGACAAGUAA
Symbiodinium natans is the source of this 495-nucleotide messenger RNA. The record is from the annotation of a GenBank genome assembly. Lineage: Eukaryota; Dinophyceae; Suessiales; Symbiodiniaceae.